CAAUAUAAUAAUAAUGAAGAGGCCUAUGAGAUAAUGCUGUGCGAAAAUAAUAAUAAUAAUGAAUUGUUGAUGGCGAUAAUUACAAUCUAAUCAAACGUUCAAAGCAAAGUCAUCCGGAUGUAAAUGAUUUAAUGUAAAUGGCAUCAGCCAUAAAAUCAAACCAUUUUAAGUAGUAACCGAGUUAUGAUUUUGAGUUAUUAUCGUUCAUUCGAUUUUCGGUGCAUCAAUAAUUGAAAACAUGAUGGAAAACCCCAAAAAAGUGUCCAACAUACUUUAUACGAUCACUAUAUUUUUCAAUCAUUUUGCCUAUGGAAUAUCUUAUUAUGCAAUAGGUCCGGCAUUGACCGAUUUAAGUUACAUUUAUAAUGUAUCAGCAGCAACGUUAAGUUUGUUUCCCACAUUCUUAGCAUUGGGCUACAUGAUUGGAUCGUUGGGUGGAAUCGUUUAUAAAUGGCUCAAUAGGCAAUUAGUUCUGAUCACCUUGGUUGCCACAAUGGCUGUUAUGAUUGCAUUCACACCAUAUUUCGGUUCCAUAGAAUUAUUCUUCGUGGCAACAGCAUUAUUAUCGAUUGGUGGCGGCUGUUGGGAUAGUGCCAUCAAUGUAUGGAUAGUUGAAAUGUGGCCCGAUCAUCAGGCAUCGGUUAUGCAGGCUUUACAAUUUAUGUAUGGAAUUGGUUCGAUAAUUUGUCCAUCAUUGAUGUCACCAUUCGUGAAAGGUAUUACGAAUCAGACUGUGAAUGUUGAAGCAAGACAAACAUCGUUGAUGAAACCAUUCAUGGCGAUCGGUAUAAUACAGAUAAUUGGUCCGAUAAUAUUGUUAUUUUUAUUCAUAAUCAAACAAUAUGAAAGACCGAAAAGUUGUAAAGAAGGAGAUACAUCAUCGAUACCAAUCGCACAUCGAUAUACCAAAUUAAUCUUAGUAUCAUUAUUAUUGAGCAUCUAUACAGCUGCUGAACAAGGAUAUUUUCUAUAUUCACCAACUAUGUUCCAAUAUUGGACACCGGCAAUGACAGCAAGCCAAUCUGCGAUAUUGCUGGCAUGUCUAACAGCCGCAUUUACCGUUGGCCGAUUAUUGACGGCAUUCAUAUUACUGCGAUUAAAACCGGACAUAAUCAUCUGUUAUCAUUUAAUAUUGAUGAUAUUGGCACUCACUUGGUUAUAUUUUGGCCGUGAAUGUCGUACGAUGGUUUAUUCAGCUACCAUUCUGCUUGGAUAUGGUUAUUCAGCAAUGUGGCCAGCCAUUAUUGCAUUUACCGAACGUCAUCUAAAGCUAACAGAUCGUGCAAGUUCAUUAUUAUUUUUUGCCUCACAAUUAAUGACAUUCAUCAUACCAUUCAUGAUUGGUUCACAUUUGACCACGACGCCAUUAGUUUUACUCAUUUAUGAAGCCAUAUCGAUAGCCAUUUGUUUUAUAUUGUUUACCAUUGUUAACUUGUUGAUUCGUUUUGUUCCAUAAUGUCGAUGUUUAUCAACUAGAAUUAAUGAUAAAUCAAUUAAUAUUCCACUUAAAUAAUAAUGAUGAUGAUGAUGGUGAUGAA
Molecule: messenger RNA, 1538 nt
Organism: Dermatophagoides farinae (American house dust mite)
Lineage: Eukaryota; Metazoa; Arthropoda; Arachnida; Sarcoptiformes; Pyroglyphidae
Product: sodium-dependent glucose transporter 1A
Biological process (GO): transmembrane transport
Molecular function (GO): D-glucose transmembrane transporter activity
Source: RefSeq, a predicted model, not a curated record